AUGAUCCCGCUCGCUCGACACUCCGUACUGCGGGCUGCCCGCUCCCAGCUCCAGCCCAGCUGGAAGCUGAGCCAGCCCGCUUCUUCAGCUCUCGCCCGCCUCCUCUCAACUCUCGCAGUUCUGGAGCAACGCAAUGGCAAACUCGAGUCUUCCUCCCUCUCCGCAAUCGCGGCCGCACAGAAGCUUGGUGGCUCAGUAACGGGCUUCCUUGCCGGUUCUGGUGUCAAGGCGACCGCCGCUGCCGAGGCUGCUAAGAUCAAGGGCAUGGAGAAGGUCCUCGCCGUGGAGAAUGACGCCUAUGAGAAGGGUCUCCCCGAAAACUAUGCUCCUCUCUUGGUCGAGAACAUCAAGAAGGGCGAAUUCACCCACAUUGUCGCUGGCCACUCUGCCUUCGGCAAGAGCUUGCUUCCCCGCGUUGCCGCUCUCCUGGACGUUCAGCAAAUCUCCGAUAUCACAGGCAUUGAGAGCGAGGACACUUUCGUGCGCCCCAUUUAUGCCGGCAACGCCAUCCUUACCGUCCAAUCGUCCGACAACAUCAAGGUUAUCACCGUGCGAGGCACUGCUUUCCAGGGUGUUGAGACCGAGGGCGGUUCCGCCGAGAUCGCCGAUGGCGUGGACCCCAAUGUCCCUGCGACAACCGAGUGGGUGUCUGAAGAGCUGACCAAGUCCGAGCGCCCUGACCUCGGCACCGCUACCCGUGUUGUUUCCGGAGGUCGUGGAUUGAAGUCGAAGGAGGAAUUUGACCGUGUCAUGCUGCCUCUUGCCGAUUCCCUUGGCGCUGCUAUUGGUGCUUCGCGUGCCGCCGUUGACAGUGGCUUUGCGGACAACAGUCUGCAGGUUGGUCAGACUGGUAAGAACGUCGCUCCUCAGCUCUACCUCUGUGCUGGUAUCUCCGGUGCUAUUCAGCACUUGGCUGGUAUGAAGGACAGCAAGGUUAUUGCUGCUAUUAACAAGGACCCCGAGGCCCCGAUUUUCCAAAUUGCCGAUGUUGGCCUUGUUGGUGACCUGUUUGAAAAGGUCCCUGAGUUGACCGAGAAGGUGAAGAGCGCUUGA
This is a messenger RNA of Penicillium olsonii, 1053 nucleotides long. The record is from the annotation of a GenBank genome assembly. Lineage: Eukaryota; Fungi; Ascomycota; Eurotiomycetes; Eurotiales; Aspergillaceae.